AUGGAACAGCAAGAUAUCGAAAUACCGUCGACUUCACCGUCUUCGAAACAGCGCCGCGAUACGCAGAUAUAUUCUCCCCUGCCGAGACCAUUGCUGCAGCCAGAACACCGAGACCCCCAGCUGUCCUCCUCCGAACCCACCCUCCGAUUUCCACUGCCGCAGGGCGACCAGAACCUUGCUCACUGGAUCUCUAGCAGUGAUCCGGACAUUAUGCACUUGACAAGUGUUUCGGUCGAGGAUGCCGGCCUGUCCGAGUCCACGUACGAGUUGAUAGGAGGCACCGAUACCGAGUCUCAGGACGGCAACUACCUGGACAAUAUUAGCGAGUCCGUCGGCUCGCUCGACAUGCAUCGCCCAGACGAUGUCAUAAGCCUUGCUGGAACGGAAAACACUUGUGAUGAAGACUCCGUCGCCGAUGUUACCGAGGAACACCAUGCACACCGUGGGAUCGAUGAGCAUGAGUUCAGUCGAGGGCCAGAGCUCAGCCAUUUCCAGUUGCACCACGUUUCCGCUGCGGAGAACUCCGACGAUGAUGACAAUUCCUCCAAGGCUUCUCUAGAGUAUGCAGAUAAUAGCCUGCGUACCCCCUCGAUUCUUACUCCCGAGGCCAGCCGGUACUUGGUCAAGCAAGAUGAAGUCGCUAAGAAGAACUUUCUUACCAGGGGGCUUUUAUGGACGCAUGGUGUGUCGGACUCUCUCGCAGAAAUGUGUCUUUCUGCACUACCAGUCUUUGUCGCUCUUCUCGCUGUGGCCAUCGUCACCCAAACCUUCGUCCCGAGCGCCGAGACCGACUCUGAGCCUGCCGUGUCUGGUAUCGCGGCUGUGCCAACGGUAACACCUUCUACGCGGAGCCAACACCAGAAUACCGUGACACUUAGCUCGCCUACCUCUGGAGUUGCGCUGAUCCCGUUAACCUCUUCGCCAGACGAAGGCCUCUUCCGUUCACGGAAACCGACUGUCUCAUUCACACCUCACGGCAAGAAUGACGUUCUGAUUCACGUUGCCCAGGACGUCAGAGAUACUUGGAUGACGAGCAAAUGCCUUGAUGUUUCUGUUUUGAGGAGCACGCAGGAGCUUGAAUUUUCACUAUCUGCCGUUGACGACGGCAUCCUCGUGAAGUUUCCCCGCCGAGAGGCUUACGGUGUGGUCAACCUCUCCAUCAAGAGCAUGUGUCGUCCAAAGACAGAAAAGGCCAUCAAGGUUCACUUUGGCAAGGGGAUCAUUGUGGACGCUUUUGAGAGGACAAAGAGCCUCGCACAAGAUCUGUCGGAGCUGGUCCCCGUUGCAGUAUAUGAGGCAGAGCGGUGCCUCGCCGGAGCUAGACGUGUUCUUGGAUCUGCUUCGGACUCAUUUUCCCAUGCAUGGCUAGUUGGGGCCGAAAGAGCACAGGAUCUAUUAAUCAGUGCCAAUAUUGGCACUGGUGACCAUCUUGCCAGCUCUGUCUCCGAUCUUUGGCGACAGGCUGUUAACUUUAUCCAUUCCACCACCGAAAUCCCGCACAAAUACUCCAAAUACGCACACUCAGUGCGCAGUGUUCAAGCGCAACUUCGACUCGGGCUCCUGGAUGCGCAGAUCUCCGCACGCAUGUGGUGGCUCAAGAUACAAGGCAAGGACGAGGAGUACCAGAUGUAUGCUAGCAUGGCACAAGUGUACCUACAGCAGAAGAAGGCGGCAGCUAAAGAGCUUCUACAAAAACUCCAGUCGAGGGCCAAGACAACGGCCUAG
Molecule: messenger RNA, 1725 nt
Organism: Cordyceps fumosorosea ARSEF 2679
Lineage: Eukaryota; Fungi; Ascomycota; Sordariomycetes; Hypocreales; Cordycipitaceae
Exons: 1
Coding region: 1-1725 (574 amino acids)
Source: RefSeq, a predicted model, not a curated record